Molecule: messenger RNA, 3251 nt
Organism: Lingula anatina
Lineage: Eukaryota; Metazoa; Brachiopoda; Lingulata; Lingulida; Lingulidae
Biological process (GO): actin cytoskeleton organization
Molecular function (GO): guanyl-nucleotide exchange factor activity; protein binding
Source: RefSeq, a predicted model, not a curated record
GAGGAAAUCCUGGGAAGACGGAUUCAUGGAGGCAAAGCAAAAUCUGUCUGCCAUUACAGAGAAAAGGCCACCAGAAUUCAUGCAAGCUUUGCAGAUCACUAAGACCAGAGCUGGAAUGCAGUUUUCCUGUGCCUCCCCUGUGGACGGUGUGAACACGUCGGGCUACAGAGAUGUGUGGGUGUGUAACAGUGAUGGCUACGUGGGGCACAUGUGCCUGCUCAGUCUACAGCCAGAACCCAUAGUGACACUGAACACUCCCGUCCCAGGGUGCAACUCAAAGAUACUGUGUAUAUUUGCAGUGCCAGCGUACAGUGGGCCUCUAAAAAGGAAAGGAAGUGGCCGCAAUCGAUCAAUGGACAGUGGUCACCAGGACGAUUUCAAUCAGGUCAGUCUGGAGCUGAGUAACACAGAGUCCAGUGAUGGGUCCGAGUCUGAUACAGAGUCAACUGAUGAUGAGGAUGAUAUGCCAUCUUAUAGCAGGAGGAAUGUUGGACGCCACACCAGACAGAGCUCAGAAAGCAGCAAGCAGACGCCUCUCCUGGACCCCUAUAAGAGCACUAUGUGGCUAGGAACAGACAAUGGAUAUAUCCAUAUCUUUCAAAGCACAGACAACAUCAAGACCACCAAGAACAAACUGAAAGUGCCCCAUCCUGCAGGAGUUCUUUGCAUUGUGCAUUUGGAUUGCAAGGUGUUUGCUUCUUUAGCAAAUGGAGAGAUCCGUGUAUACAGGAGGGAUGCAGAUGGCAGCUGGGACACACAGCACCCAGACACUCUAUCAGUGGGCACUGUGACAUCACCAGUGACCAAGAUGUUGGCAGUGGCUGGUAAACUGUGGUGCGGCUGUCAGAGUGGGGUCAUGAUGCUGAACCCUACAACUCUUGUCUCUGAGGUUUCAUUUCAAAUCCCCACAGACAGCCCACGCCCCAUCCAGUCCAUGGUGUGCUCUGGUCAGGGGGUCUGGAUAGCACCCCAGGGCAGCUCCAAGGUGGUGCUCUUCCAUGCCACCAACAGACAGUUCCUUACAGACAUCAGCAUAGCUCAGGCAGUGACACAGAAACUUAUGGCUACAGAUGACAUAAUUAGACAGCAUAAAACGGCGUGCCUUCGCAUCACCUCCCUCCUGGCCUGUAAAGAUCUCCUCUGGGUAGGAACCAGUGCAGGGGUCAUCCUCACCAUUCCCUUGCCAAAGAUUACUUCAUCCACCACUAAAUCUACUCUUCAAGCACCCACUGUGACAGGUUUAGUCCAUGGUCAUACUGGUCACGUGCGCUUCCUUACAGCAGUGGAGAUGCCUUCAUCUCGACCUUUUCCGGAACAGUCGCUACAACAACAUCACUUAAUACGUCGCCGCUCAAUAGGGGGCACUCCUGCUCGUGCCACCAAGAUGCUGGUUAUCAGUGGAGGAGAUGGUUAUGAGGAUUUCCGCACAGGGAUUAAUAAUGAAGCAGCAGGCAGGGAUGAUAGCACCAACCACUUACUGCUGUGGCAGGUCUGAUGAAAUGGAUUCCCCUGCAGGUGGUGCCAUCUAUUGUUAUGUUGCCCUUGUGAAAAUGUGGGUGCUUACUGAAAAUAUGGGUAUUUAUUUGUUAUAGAGGACUGGAUGACACAAGCAGAAGGACUUGCAAGAGUCUGCAUGAUAUGUGAUAACAGCUUUUACAAAAUCCUGCUUGUCAAAGGUGGAAAUUCAUGCAGCCUUCCAGACAAUGAACCAGGUUUUUAAAUUAACAGUGUUUUAGGAGGCUUAACAUUGUAUCAACAUCAGUGUGUCUCUGAACAGUCGAUCAGGUAAAAAUGGGGUGAUUUGGUGCAUGAACUGUGAUGUGAUAAGUUAAAGUCGUAACAGAUUUGUUCAUUGAAAUUGCACAUUGGUGGACUUAAGGUUGGCCCAGAAGUGAGUGUCCACCAAACAAAAAUGUGCUAUGAAUAAAAAAAUUAUUAAAAUGUAAGAUCACAUGACAUUUCCUAAACUUUUUAUAUCAAAUGAAGCAAGUUCAUACAAUGAAGAUCAGGUAUUUUAAACCUCAAUAUUUGGUAUCCUUGCUUGCUUGUAAAAUCAGAAACAAAAGUUUUGCACUGCAAAAGCAAAUAUUCUUAAUAGUCAAGAAAAUUGAUCUGAAAAAAAGAAUUUGGUAGCUGCUCAUUCUUUUGCCUGCAAACAAAUCUAAAGAAGGCUUCUAGUUGUUUUGCAAAGUUAUUGUGAAAUGCAAUUUCCUUAAAUCUAUUAUUCUCUUUAAGAGACAAUUGUGUAUGGGUAUAUUGUCUGAAUUUAAAAUAAGUGUACACAAAAUUUGAUUGAUUUCCAUUCACAUUUCAGUUUAACUUGUACGUUUUAUCAAAAAAGAGAUAUUUUCUGGCUUAUAGGAUUACUCAUUGAAGUCUGCCAGUGGAAGUGCUAUUGCAAAUUUGCCAAUAUUAAAGAAUAUCAAAUUAGUCAUUGAGGGGAGCAGCCUCCAGAAUCAUUUUAAAUAUUUCAGCAUAGCUGUAAAUAUAUACAAAUCUGAACCUCAAGAAUUUUGGUCAAACCAAUUAUUGUAUUUCUCCUAGGGUUCUUUUCACAUUAUUUACAUAAUUUUAAUAUUUCAUGUUAUCGUUUCUUAUCGUAUCUACUUGUGUCACGUUUGCAGGUAUGAGGGGACACCUCAUCUUACGUGCUUUUGUUCGCAAAUUUUUAAUGUGCUAAUUUGAAAACUGGUGCAUCUGCUUUUUCAAGUCAGUUGGACAUGCUAAGUCAUGCAAUUCAUAUGCUUCCACAGAAUCAGAGUGAUACAAUCUUCUUGGAAGUUUUCUCAUUUUUAAUCUGCCAUUUGUGGCCUUGUCAUGUACCCCAAAACCCAUUUUACAGUGGGUGCAAAAAGAGAAAGAAAUUUUUAACAUUUUUCCCACCAAUGAAUGUCAUUAAUGUAUCUAUUCAAUAUUGUAGACAGGUGCUACUAGGCUGCAUUGUUUUUAUCUCAAGGAUGUAAGUUUUAGAUAUGAAAAAAUCAGUGUACAGUUAUGGUAAUACAAAUUAAUUUUAAAUGAUAACAUAUUAGAUGUACAGACAAUCCUAUCAGGUGGUGCCAUCAUACAAACUUGGUUUGUAAAGGUCUUCUAGGACGUCUUCAGCACCGUUUGGCCUAUGAAAACAUUGUGGUAUAUAUAUAUACUGUAUGUAAGGAACAAAUUUCCAGUAUUAUUACAAGUUAUUUUGUAUAUUUAUGAAGUAUUGAGUGAGCUGGGCAGUCUUCAGAGAAAAUAAAAAUGUGAAUUCA